AUGUUGCUUCUCUUUAUAGUCUUAACUUUUGGCGCUGGCUUGCAAGUUAAAGGGCAGUUUGUAGCCGCUCCAGGGUCUCAUGACUUUGCAAUAUCAUCAGAAUCCCAAUUGUCAUUGUUGAAGUUAAAAGAAACCCAAGUAAACAAUCUGCAGAGCUAUAACGAAGUAUUAAAGACGCACUUAAGAAAAAUAAAUCUAGCCAUUAAGCAUUCGGAAGAUCUGUUAAAAGCCCCGGCUCAUAACUUAUUGUUUGGAUUUAAGCUGCUGAGACACGUUUACAAGGACUGGCCUCAGUACUUACAAUUAUUUAAAAAAGCACUGGGCACCAAAGAGAUUUCGGUUUCUCAAGAAUUAUUGAUACAGCAACCAACUUCUACGGACUUUGAGGAAUCUUUGGGUGCUAUCUAUAGACUUCAAACAGUAUAUAAUUUGGAUCCCUAUGACAUGGCAGAAGGCAUAUUAGAUGGAAAAGAUUACAAUCUCAAGAAUUGGAGUAUUGAUGAAUGUUUAAUACUCGGUCUAAUGCACCAAUACUUAAAACAUUACAAUGAAUCGGAGAACUGGUUUCAAUUGGCUUUGUAUUAUCACGAGAACCAUCCAAAUCCCGACGAGCUAAAAAUUAAGCUUUGGAAAUAUCCCAACUUGUUGGAAUAUCUAAUGGAGGCCAACAAGGGUCUUGGGCGUUACUUGGAGGCUAUUAAAUUCGCGAAAGAGCUACUUUCGAUUCUUCCCAAUGACAGUUAUAUGCUGAAGCAACUGGAAAAACUGGAACAUUUGCAAGCGAGUCCACCCGAACUUACAAAAACGCGGAGAGAUUAUCAGAUUCAGAAAGAAAUAUGCUCAAAACGUUAUCGGAAAAAAUCCACAAAUCUUCUUUGUCAUCUUGUAGAUUGGACGCCAUUCCUACAAUUGGCGCCCUUAAAAAUGGAGGAGCUGUCAAUGGAAACAGAAAUCAGUAUUUAUCAUGAUUUCCUUGGUGAAAAGGAUAUAGAAAUAUUAAAGGACGCGUCCAGACCAAAACUUCAACGUAACGAACACUUAUCAUGGAACUGCAGUUGCAAAAUCGCAAAGCUUUCCAGCUCUUCGCAUGAUAUUGCUCGAAAAAUUAAUGGUCUGAUAUUAGAUGUCACAGGAUUCCGAGCGAAGGGAAAUCAAAUGCUGGAGGUCAUUAAUUAUGGUAUGGCUGGAAAUUAUAAUCCAGAUGACACAGCCAAAUCCACGACCUACGACAACGUAAACGCUUUGAUAUUUUUGAGCAAUGCUGAAAAGGGCGGAGAAAUAGUAUUUCCUUCAAGACAGAUAAAAGUAAAACCUAGGAAGGGUUCUAUGCUAGUUUGGGAAAAUAUCAAAGACAGUGUUAUAUAUCAUCAGUGCCCGAUCCUAAAAGGAAAUAUGUGGGUGUCUAACAAAGUGCUGAACUGA
Drosophila takahashii is the source of this 1422-nucleotide messenger RNA. Its product is annotated as prolyl 4-hydroxylase subunit alpha-1-like. Gene Ontology annotation, cellular component: endoplasmic reticulum. Gene Ontology annotation, molecular function: L-ascorbic acid binding; iron ion binding; protein binding. Gene Ontology annotation, biological process: peptidyl-proline hydroxylation to 4-hydroxy-L-proline. Lineage: Eukaryota; Metazoa; Arthropoda; Insecta; Diptera; Drosophilidae. The record is from RefSeq and is a predicted model, not a curated record.